AUGUCAGGCAUAAAGCGCCCAGGCUUGGCAAAGGAUCCAGGGUCGGAGUCCACACCAGGGAUGGACCCCUUUGCAGACACCCUGCAGCGGCUGCGGGAGGCCUUCGUCUCGGGGCGUACGCGGCCGGCUGAGUUCCGGGCCGCCCAGCUGAAGGGCCUGAGCCGCUUCCUGCAAGAGAACAAGCAGCUUCUGCAGGAGGCGCUGGCUCAGGACCUGCACAAGCUGGCCUUUCAUUCGGACAUUUCGGAACUCAUCAUCUGCCAGAAUGAGGUCGACUUGGCUCUCAGGAACCUGCGCACCUGGAUGAAGGACGAGCCAGUGGCCAAGAACCUGAUCACGCAGCUGGACUCAGCCUUCAUCAGGAGGGAGCCCUUCGGCCUGGUGCUCAUCCUGUCUCCCUGGAACUACCCCCUGAACCUGAGCCUGGUGCCCCUGGUGGGCGCCCUCGCUGCAGGUAACUGCGUGGUGCUGAAACCCUCAGAGAUCAGCAAGAACACUGAGAAGGUCCUGGCCAAGGUGCUGCCCCGAUACCUGGACGAGAGCUGCUUUGCCGUGGUGCUGGGCGGGCCCGAGGAGACGGGGCAGCUGCUGGAGCACGAGUUCGACUACAUCUUCUUCACGGGGACCCCUCGAGUUGGCAAGAUUGUCAUGGCUGCCGCCACCAAGCACCUGACGCCCGUCACGCUGGAGCUGGGAGGCAAGAACCCCUGCUAUGUGGACGACAACUGCGACCCCCAGACUGUGGCCAACCGGGUGACCUUCUUCCGCUAUUUCAACGCCGGCCAGACCUGCACGGCCCCCGACUAUGUCCUGUGCAGCCCCGAGAUGCAGGCGCGGCUGGUGCCCGCCCUGCAGAGCGCCAUCACCCGUUUCUAUGGCGACGACCCCCAGAGCUCCCCGGACCUGAGCCGCAUCAUCAGCCAGAAGCAUUUCCAGCGGCUCCGGGGCCUGCUGAGCUGUGGCCGCGUGGUCGUCGGCGGCCAGAGUGACGAAAGCGAUCUCUACAUCGCCCCCACGGUGCUGGUGGACGUGCGGGAGACAGAUCCGGUGAUGCAGGAGGAGAUCUUUGGGCCCAUCCUGCCCAUCGUGAACGUGAGGAACCUGGGCCAGGCCAUCGACUUCAUCAACCGUCGGGAGAAGCCUCUGGCCCUGUACGCCUUCUCCAACAGCAGCCAGGUAAUGAACCAGAUGCUGGACAGGACCAGCAGCGGCAACUUUGUGGGGAAUGACGGCUUCACCUACAUGAGUCUUACCUCCCUGCCAUUCGGGGGAGUCGGCAAAAGUGGGAUGGGAAGAUACCACGGCAAGUUCUCCUUCGACACCUUCUCCCACCACCGUGGCUGCCUGCUCUCCCACUCGGGCCUGGAGGUGCUGAAGAACAUCCGCUACCCACCCUAUUCUGACUGCAGACAUAAGCUGUUCACCUGGGCCAUGGGCAGCCACUUGUGCACCCUUCUGUGA
Messenger RNA from Budorcas taxicolor (takin), 1461 nucleotides. Its product is annotated as aldehyde dehydrogenase family 3 member B1-like. The transcript is spliced from 10 exons. The coding region runs from base 1 to 1461 and encodes 486 amino acids. Gene Ontology annotation, cellular component: cytoplasm. The record is from RefSeq and is a predicted model, not a curated record. Gene Ontology annotation, biological process: aldehyde metabolic process. Gene Ontology annotation, molecular function: aldehyde dehydrogenase (NAD+) activity. NCBI's taxonomy places the organism in Eukaryota, Metazoa, Chordata, Mammalia, Artiodactyla, Bovidae.